Messenger RNA from Aureobasidium namibiae CBS 147.97, 2298 nucleotides. Its product is annotated as asparaginyl-tRNA synthetase. Gene Ontology annotation, molecular function: asparagine-tRNA ligase activity; ATP binding; ferrous iron transmembrane transporter activity. Gene Ontology annotation, biological process: iron import into the mitochondrion; asparaginyl-tRNA aminoacylation. The transcript is spliced from 8 exons. Bases 1 to 2298 code for a protein of 765 amino acids. Lineage: Eukaryota; Fungi; Ascomycota; Dothideomycetes; Dothideales; Saccotheciaceae. The record is from RefSeq and is a predicted model, not a curated record. Gene Ontology annotation, cellular component: mitochondrial membrane.
AUGAAGACAUGGCGUGGUCUUAGUCAUCGAACACUUAGGACGAAUGCGUCCCUUCGCUGGUCGUCAACAAUACAGAAACCUGCCAACAUCGCAUCAUUACUCAAGUCCUCUGCCGAAACCACCGACGAGUCUACACCAGAGAUUGAAAUUAAUGGCUAUGUACGGACCAUUAGAAAACAGAAACGUAUAGCUUUUGCCGCUGUUGGGGAUGGUUCAUCUAUGCAACCCGUGCAGGCUGUCUUGACGCCGGAUCAAGCUUUGUCUUUGUCGACUGGAGAUGCGAUCAGACUACGUGGUAAUUGGCAAAAAUGCCCCCCAGGUAAAGCCCAAACACAUGAGCUGCAAGUGUCAGAAGCCACAAAACUCGGAUACAAUGAUGCUACCACAAACCCUAUUCAAAAGAAAUACCAAAGUCCAGAAUUUCUGAGAACAUUGCCACAUCUCAGGUCUCGACUUCCUUUCAACGCACUCGUUCUUCACCUCCGAUCGCAAGUCAUUGGCAGCAUCACAAACUUUUUCAUCAAGGAAGGCUUUGUACAAACACAUCCACCUAUCCUCACUUCAUCGGAUUGCGAAGGUGCAGGCGAGGUGUUCACGGUAUCAUCCAAUGCUUCCAAGGAUAGCAUUCAAAAGUCGGAGGACGGUGAAGUCGAGCACUUCUUCCGCGCACCAAAGUACCUCACCGUAUCUUCUCAACUGCACCUCGAAGCUCUGGCGCAAUCCGUCGGCAAUGUAUGGACCCUAUCACCGACCUUUAGAGCAGAGAAGAGCGAUACACCUCGCCACCUUAGCGAGUUCUACAUGCUCGAAGCGGAAAUGUGUUUCGUGGACGAUGCCAAUCAAGUCAUGAAUUUGAUUGAAAACAUGUUAUCGACCAUGGCAUCAGACCUGCAACAAUCACACACAGUACAGCAAAUCCUUCAAGCCAAAGCAAGUCAGACCUCAGAAGAAGCCGCCGAAGAAGGCGCCGUCACCGCCGACCAACUCUCUCGACGAUGGCAAGGUAUGGCUCAAUCCAACUGGCCCAGAGUCUCAUACGCCAAAGCCAUAGAAACAUUGGAAGAGGCCAUGAAGCAAGGCACAGUUUUCCAAUUCACUCCCUCAUGGGAGGAAGGUCUUCAAGCCGAACACGAACGCUUCCUGGCCGAACACUUUGGCAAAGGCCAACCUGUGUUUAUUGCUGACUACCCCAUCGAGCAAAAGCCAUUCUACAUGUCAAAAACACCCGGAAGCGAUCGCACAGUCGCUUGCUUCGACCUCCUUGUCCCCGAUCUCUGCGAGUUGAUCGGAGGCUCCAUGCGCGAGCAAAAUUUGCCUGCUAUCCAAAAAGCAAUGCAAGCACGUGGUAUGCUGCGAGAGCUAACACCAGAACAACGAGCUGCUGGUGAAAGCGAGAUUCCUGAGUACAAACUCUACGAGGGCCUGCCGCCCAACUUCAGUCUGGCGGCCAACAUGGCAGCCGGUGCCUUUGCCGGUGUCGCCGAACACUCGGUCAUGUACCCCAUUGACUUGUUGAAGACACGAAUGCAAGUCAUGAGCCCGACGCCCGCGGCCAUCUACACCGGACUUGGAAACGCCAUCGCUACCAUUUCACGAGCCGAGGGCUACUUGUCAUUAUGGAGGGGAUUGUCGAGUGUGAUUGUCGGCGCCGGACCCGCGCACGCCGUCUACUUCGCUACAUACGAGGUUGUCAAGCAGCAGAUGGGUGGAAACGCAGCAGGCCACCACCCUCUGGCAGCCGCAACCAGCGGUGCCUGUGCAACAAUUGCCAGCGAUGCCUUUAUGAACCCCUUUGACGUUAUCAAGCAGCGCAUGCAAGUACACGGAAGUGUCUACACAUCAAUCACCCAAUGCGCACGCUCCGUCUUCCGCAACGAGGGUCUCCGCGCCUUCUACGUCUCGUACCCCACCACCCUCGCCAUGACCGUCCCCUUCACCGCCCUCCAAUUCACCGCUUACGAAUCUAUCACAAAAGCCAUGCACCGCCGCGACGGCUACGACCCGUUGACUCACUGCACUGCUGGUGGUCUUGCUGGAGGUAUCGCCGCUGCUGCCACCACACCUCUCGACGUUAUCAAGACUUUGUUGCAAACCAGAGGUAGCUCCACCGAUGCCGAGAUCAGAGGCGCCAAGGGCUUGUUCGACGCUGCUGGUAUUAUCGCGAGAAGAGAUGGCGCAAAGGGUUUCUUCAGGGGUAUGAAGGCUAGAGUUGUCACUGCUGCACCCAGCACUGCUAUUUGCUGGUCUGCCUACGAGGUCGCCAAGGCAUACUUCAUCCGCGCCGAGGAAGCCAAAUGA